AUGCAAUCAAAUUCAAAAUAUUUUUUCCCAAAAAUACUUAUUUUUAUUUUUUAUUUCUUGCCUUUUUUCACUUAUUUAAUUGCCUCUCAAUGGGCGGCAACAUCUCAAUUUACUCCCCAACAUUCUUCACAAUUUUCACCUCAACAACAAUUAUUGCUUCAACAACAACAACAACAACAACAACAACAACAAUCUUUACUAAAUAAUAGACAAUUUCAAUAUCAACGUCAUCAAAUACGCCCAUCAUUUUACGAUCCGGUACUUAAGGUUAAAUCACAUGUUGGUUAUUUACCUUCAUCUGCUAGUACAGGAACAUUUGUUAGAAUUGGCACAUCAGACCAAUCACUUCCUCUACAGAUUUUAGUUGAAGACAAAGAUUUGCAACCAGGUACUCCCUCAGCUGUAUAUCAAUAUGUUUUAAGUGGAUAUGGAGCUGAACGUUUUGCUGUAGAUCAUCAAGGAAAUCUAUAUUUAGCUGAUGCUACAAAUCUUGGAAUUUUAGAAACUUCAGCCUCUGACAAAACAGAAAAUACUCCUUUUGUAUUGCAUGUUAUUGCUAAGGAAAUGGAUACAGAACCUAAACGGAAUAGCCUUCCAAUUAGCAUAAUUAUUCAAUUAAUUGAUAAUAAUAAUAAAGAACAAAUGAAACAAAGAAAUUAUUAUUCAGAAGAAACACAUCCUUUAGAAGAAGAAAUUAAACAGUCAAUUUAUAUUGCUAAUGUUUCUGCUUUAGCAAUUGGUGAAAGGGCAAUUGCACAAAUAAAAGCAAGGGAAGAAGGAGAUGGAAAUGUUAUUUAUCGAAUAAUAGACGUAAGUGAUGGGGCAUUCUCCUCAUUUAGAUAUGAUGAGAUUAGCAAUGAAUUACGUGCUGUUGGACCUUUAUUGCCUGGACACAAAUAUAAAGUUGUAAUUGAAGCUCGGGAUUCUGAUGGAUUAGUUGGGCAUGCUGUUGUUUUAGUCCAAGCACUUCCAUCAUUCCCAACUAAUUCCCAAUUAGUUAAUAAUAAUCAGCUGGUCUCUUCCCAAUUAAUUAAUCAACAACAACAAAAUUUAAAUAAAAUACCUACUUCAGAAGAAUUACUUGCUUCUCUCAAUUCUUUGUCUCAGGGAAGACAAAUUCCUGUUGAAGGACAACAACCAUCUUUGCCAUCACAAAAACAUUCUAAUUUGGAACAAUUUAUUUCUGUUGAUUUAUCAGAAUUAACACCUAUUGGAACAUUUGUAACAGCUUUAGGAGGAGGAAUUACUUCUAAUAAUCAAUUAGAACAGCCAGAAAGACAAUCUUCAAAAUACUUUCGUUUAAUUGGAGAUGGAGAUGAAGGAAAAUUUAUUUUAGAACCAGAAAAUGGAAUUUUAUUUACUGGGGCUAAUUUAGAUAGAGAAAAGGAUAAAAUACAUAGAUUAAGAAUUGAGACAAGGUCACGUAUUCCAGUUGAUCAUUUACUUUAUGUAACAAAUGUUAAAGUUAAUGUACUUGAUGCAAAUGAUAAUGCUCCACAUUUUGUAGAUCCCCAACCUUUAAUUGUCCGUACACGUUCAGAUGAGUUAUCUCCAUUUUCCUUUCCACAAACAACAAAUUUACUUCUUGGCCGAAUUAAUGUUGUAGAUGCAGAUGAGGGGGAGAAUGCUCGUAUAAGCCUUAAAGUACUUCCCCCACUUGAUCGAACAUUAAUGGCAAUAGAUCACGGCCAACAACCAUUAGAGGCACGUGCUGUUGUAAGUGUACGUAUUGAUGGACGUGUUGGAUCUAAUGUCCAUGAAACAUUAAUUAAUGGAAGGGAAAGAGGGGAAAUUACAACAAAACCUAUAAAUUUACUUUUACCUUUUACAACUUCUGAAUCUCCAAAAAUUUUUAGCCAAACAAAUAACAAAAAACAUUUACCUCCCCCACAAAUUUCUUCUUCUUCAAUUUCUUCCCAAUCUUCUUCUGCAACAGACAAUGAAAAUAUUAAUUCACGUCAUUUAUCUAAUUCUAAACAAAUUUCUGACGAAUCUGCAGCUUUGGAAAGAAAUUAUGAAAGACAACUUUUUGGUGUACUUUCACGCGUUGGAAUGGCAAAAGAAAAGAAAAUUGAAGGCGAAUCUCAACUCUUAAAUCCUUUUCCAACAAGAAAUCCCCCACCUUUUACACGUGUGGAUAUACCUCUACCACCACCACUACCACAAGCAGCAAUUGGCAGAGUUUCUUUAGUUACACCAAAUAAACAAAAAACAAAAGAAAAAAAUUUAGGGGAAAAUAUUGAAAUUGAUAAAGAAACAACAAAACCCCUUCAAUAUACUAAUAAUGCCCCUUUAUCUUCUUCUUUUUCUAUUCCUCCCCAGAUAUCUUCCUCCAACCAAACAAUUUCGAAAUAUCCUUCAAUAACAACUAAUUCUCCUACAACAAAUUAUUUAAAUUCAACCACUACUUUAUCUUCAAUUGUUUUACCAGUUUCUUCUUCUCCUCAAUUAAUUUAUACAUCUACUGAUUCUCCCCAACUCCAAAUUGAAGACAAAAAAGAGGAAAGUACUCGACUUGCUCCCAUUUUUUCCUCAGCAGCUUUAAAAAUAUUUGUUGAAGAAAAUGAAGAACAAUUGGAGUUAGCUACACUUUCUGCUAAUUACCCUGAUGAAGGACCGGGUCCAAUUAAUUAUGUUCUUUUGGCUGGGGAUCAAAGUCUUUUUAGUAUCAAUGCCAGUAACGGAGUAAUAACACUACUAAAAGCAUUAGAUGCCGAAUCAACAAAUAUUCCUUCUCAACCCCCAAUUUAUCAUUUAAAAGUUGGCACAAUCGAAGCUGUAGAGCUACAAUAUUUAGAAAAUGGACAAAAAAUAAAUUUAGUAACAGAUACUGGAUUGGCACAUUUUUGUGAUAUUCAAAUAAAUGUUGUUGAUAUUAAUGAUUGGAUACCUAAUUUUGAACAGAAUUUAUAUGAAUUCACUAUACCAGCAACUGCAGAGCCCGGCACAAUUAUUGGCCAGGUUCAUGCUUUUGAUCAAGACAUUACUUCUCCAAAUAAUAAAUUAUUUUAUUACAUUAUUCCAAAAAAGAAUAAUUCCUCAAUUAACUCCAUCAAUGCGGAACAAUUUUUUUCUUUAAAUUCCCAAACUGGACAAUUAAAAACAAUUUCAAAUUUAAAAAAUUUUGCUGGAAGAAUUUUAAGAUUUAGAAUUCAAGUUGUGGAUGGAGGUGUUGAUGGAAAUAAAUUAAAUAGUACAGCUGAAAUAGCUGUACACUUGGAGGGAAUUAGAAGGCAUGAAGAAAAGAAAGUGUUACCAACAACAACAACAAUAUCUUGGCAAGGAGUUGAAGAGGUAGAUGAGGAAGAAGAAGAUGAGGAAAAUGAAGAAGAGAAGGAAAAACAACAAGAAGAACAAUUAAAAGAAAACCAACAAAAUAAUAAUAAAUUAUUUUCUUCUACAGAAAAAACAACAAAAAAAUAUUUAAAAACAACAAUAGAAGAAUCAAAUAUUGAAAAUAAAAAUACUUCUAUUUCUUCUUCAACUUCUCCAAAUCAUCAAAACAAAAUUAAAUUUUCGAGUCAUUAUUUUAAUUCUUCAAUAAUGGAAGGAACUCGCCCGCCUGUUUUUCUUACAAUUUUACCUGUUAUUAAUAAACCGAGUGAUACUCGUUUUACAAUUUGUGCAAUUAGAACAGGAAAUUUAAGAGGGGCAUUUAGUGUUGCUCAAAAUGGUGAAGGAAAUUGUGAAUUAAGAACACAAAUGCAACUUGACCGUGAAGCUAUUCCAAAUUAUUUAUUAAAUAUUACAGUCGAAAAUGGAGGCCAACAAGAUUGGACAUUGGCAAAUAUUUCUGUUUUGGAUGUUAAUGAUAAUAAACCAAAAUUUGUUUUUAAUAAAAUUGAAGGAGAAAGAAAGAAUGAAAAGUUGGGGACAGAAGAAAGCUUUUUUGCUGUUUUGCCUAUUGAAACAAUGGCUAAUCAACGAUUCUAUAAAAUAACAGUAAUUGCUUGUGACAACCCUGGAGAACAAAAAAGACGUCUUUGUUCACGUGCCCCUGUCUCAAUUUCCAUAUUAGACAAUCGGCAUAGAUUUGUCCUAAUUUUUUCAGGAGAAAGUGCAGAACAGAUUAAACAUCAAGAAAAAGAAAUUUUAAAUUCUCUUCGGCCAUUUACCUUUCCCUGUUCAAAUCCAAUAAUUGAACGAAUUGAAGUUGAAGAAGGGGAAGAUAUUAAAAAAUAUUUAAAAAGGUCAAAAGAAGGAAAUGAAUAUUUGGUUAAUGUUAUUUUAUAUACAGCCAACUUAAAAGAGAAAAAGCUUUGUUUGAAACAAGAAAUGAAGUAA
Molecule: messenger RNA, 4284 nt
Organism: Meloidogyne enterolobii
Lineage: Eukaryota; Metazoa; Nematoda; Chromadorea; Rhabditida; Meloidogynidae
Source: the annotation of a GenBank genome assembly